AUGGCGCCAAUUACAGCCUUGUCGCUGCAACAGAUCCCGCUAUCCUACGCAUCCUGCUCCAUAGGAUGCAGCGCGAGCGACACGCUGCCCCGGAAACUCGAAGCUAUUGGCCGAGCAGGAUUCACGGCGAUCGAGCUUUCGUUUCCCGAUAUUUUGGACUACGCCGAACAAGUACUCGGGCAUGAAGUUCCGCCAGAUGAUUAUAAGAAAUUGUCCGAAAUCGGCAAAGAAAUUCGCUCUCUUUGCAAAGCAAACGGCCUGGCCGUCAUGAUGUUACAGCCUUUCUCCAAUUUCGAAGGAUGGCCCCAGGGUUCGAGGGAACGGAAAGAGGCCCGCGAAAGAGCCGAGGGUUGGAUCGAAAUUAUGAAGGCUGUUGGAACGGAUUUAUUACAGGUCGGCUCAACCGAUUCACCAGCAGACAAAAUCUCUACUGAUCGUGCAGUGAUCGUCUCCGACUUGCGCGAGCUGGGUACGAUGCUCGCCGAGAAUAAUUUUCGCCUGGCCUAUGAGAAUUGGUGCUGGUCAACCCACGCGCCAGGCUGGAAGGAGGUCUGGGAGAUUGUCCGCGACGUGGACAUGCCUAAUGUCGGUCUGUGCCUCGAUACCUUCCAGACUGCAGGUAGCGAGUGGGCCGAUCCCACUUCCUCGACAGGAUUGAUCGAGAAUGAACCCGCAGAUCGAGUGUUGCAGAGGUUCGCCCGCAGCAUGGAUGAGCUGGCACACACGGUGCCCGCAGAGAAGAUCUAUCUUUUACAGAUCUCAGACGCAUAUAAAGUCUCCCCACCUUUGGAGAAUAAGGACGUCAAGGGGCUGAGGCCACGCGCGCAGUGGAGCCACGAUUACCGGCCGAUGCCGUAUGAUGGUGGUUACCUCCCGAUUGCGGAUGUCGCGAGAGCGGUGUUGAAGACUGGCUUCCGGGGGUGGUUCUCCAUGGAGAUCUUCGAUGCAGGUCCCCAGGGCAAGGGGAAGAAGUAUGAGAUGGAGCCCUUUGCCAAGAAAGCCAUGGAAAAUAUGCAGAAACUUCUGCACAACUGCGUGACGGAUACUGUAGAUACUUGA
Messenger RNA from Penicillium oxalicum, 1059 nucleotides. RefSeq names its product sugar phosphate isomerase/epimerase family protein. The transcript has 2 exons. Lineage: Eukaryota; Fungi; Ascomycota; Eurotiomycetes; Eurotiales; Aspergillaceae. The record is from RefSeq and is a predicted model, not a curated record. Bases 1 to 1059 code for a protein of 352 amino acids.